AUGGUGAUUCGGUCCCGACAAAUCGAAAUCGCGGUGGGCGAUGAAAGUGAGGAGAGCGACAGCGACGAGUUUCUGCGACUGGCUACCAAUGGAACCGACGCCGAACUGUCCGGCUUGGUCUUUCGGGAUGGACGGCCUAUGCGAGAAGUACAACCUGGGCAAGGUGAGAAAGAAGCUUUGGGAUCUGUUUAUCGAAUGAUUCUAGGAAAUUCCCGUUUUAAUGAACAUUUUCCUAUGAAUUUGAAAAUUAAAUUAUAAUAUUUCCUUGGAUUCUUAGGAUAGGCUUUCAUUUGCAAAACUUUAGCGAAUUUUUUAUAUAAUCUGAAGGCGUCUGGUCACUUUCUAUAGCCUGUUCCGCGCCAGCUUGUCACGUUUUUCUUACCAAAGAGAAUACCCUAACAAAAGUGAGCAUCUUCGCUUCAAGACCUUGGUUCUUUGCUGUCUUUUAGCAGUUUGGUAGAGCAAAAGUUGUAUAUAGGGUAGCUUUCUCUUUUCUGUUCUUUUUAAACGUGACUACCGGACUUCACUCUAACUUUAAUUCUAGUCUACUCCAAAGCUCUAAACCUUCGUUUCUUUUUUUUUCUUUUAGCACUUCAAUUUAUUUUCGCCGUCUCUAUUCUUUUUGGCAGUUUCGAUAAGAAAAAAGAAGACAAGUCAUUUUUUUUUCCGAGAAGAAACGAUUGCAUUUAGGCCGGUUGGCUGAAACGGGAGCCAUCGUAAGCGGCCGAGUGAUCCCGUCGACGGUCUCACGACAGUCGACGUCUUCUUCGUCUCAGAGUUCGACGAGCUCGGGGGUUAGGAAUGAAUCGAACCAAGAAAAACGAGGAAUGUUGCAGGAAAAUGCACCGGAACGUGAGGUCGUUUUGCGCGUCGUGCGAGGCUCCAACGCACGGGAUAUCUCGCGCUCCCUCUGGCGCAUGACCGACGAUCCCCAUCCGCGGCAGACCAACUUCGAGCCGUCCCUGUCUUUCCUCAACGUUAGUGUUUUCCAAAAAAGGCUUCUUUCCGUUUUUUAUUAGUUGCAGUUUUUGUUUGAUACAAUGGUCUUACAGUACCGUCAGAAAAGAUACAACGGGGUUUUGGUCAGGAAUUCAAUCUUUCCGAAAAUUUCUGGAUUUGUGAUGACUGUUAUUUUUAACAUUCUGAUGGAGUUUCGGCUCACAGAAAAAAUCGGAGCUACAAAACCGUUCGGGAAGAAUCCUUGCAAGAAAUUUGUGACCAGAGUCGCGUUUUUUCGUAUCUUUUCUGACGGUGCUGUAUGUUUUUUUUUUCGGUAUCGAUAGGAAGUUUGAAACCAGAAUAAGUAACACUUAUAUCAUUUUUUUUAAUGUCCGUUCAAUCGCUGUACAUGUUUUUCUUGAUCGACGUAGCGAGUAAAGUAGAGAAACCUUAAUCUCAUUAUGGAGCAGUAAAAAAGGAGAGCACUUCGAUUCAUUCUCGAGAUGCGCAAUCUAGGCGGUUCACAUGCGACUCUCGGUGCGACGGGAAGACUACUCGGCGAUGCCGUUGUUCCGUGUUCACGAAGACGAGGUCGAAGACCGGCCCGCCAAUCUGGCAACCCCUGCGCCCCAGCAACUCUCCUCACAACGUCUUCAAGUCGACCUCGACCAGCUCUCGCGGAAUCCUAUCCCGAACAUUUUCGCGGUUCCCUGUGUAAGAAAAAAAUCUAUUCUUAAUUCAAAGGUAGAAUAUCUCAUUUUUCAAUUGUUAAAAAACUGGGCAAAAUUUCGGAAGUUUCUCAUACGAAUUUUAAUUUUUCGCAAAAUUGAUCUGCGAAAUGAUUUUGUUCACCGUUUCGUUCUGAACUUCUUUUUUUUUCUUCACUACCUAAUUUACGUUUCUUAAAUAAUAGGUCAUGAAUGAGUUUCAAAUAGGCGAGCUUACUAUUAUUCCAGAUCCUCUACCCGUAAAAUAUCUCUAGGCUUUCUAAAGAAAAUCUUUAUAAACUUUAUUUUGUAUAAUACUACGAAAAAAAUUCGCUUCUGUUUUUUAUUCGAAUGAAGGUGUUAGGUUCAAAAGGAUUAUGACCAGUUAGCCAAAGACCUCACUUGUCAACAAGCCUUCUACAGCUGAUUCACGGCUGGCUUGAGCCAUCGAAAAAAGGGUCUUACCAGUCGUGGAUCGGCCAUCCUUCUAAUUUGAACAGAAAGCUGGAAAAAAAAUCCUAGAUAAUAUUAAAUUCGGCUAGCAUCUUAAGAACAUGAUUGUGGAGCCCGAUCGGAAGGAAUUUUUUUAUUUUUGUCAGAUGGAUUUCAACCAUCACUGGAUGGUAACGGUGGAAGGACCUCGCCACACUCCCUAUGAAGGUGGCGUUUUUUUCGUCGAAAUCAUCUUCACCUCAGAGUUUCCACUCGUCCCUUGCGCUCAAAAUGGGGUAUUCAUCUUUGUAUAUUGUGAUCAAUAGAUUAUCGUUUCAGAUUUAUUUCCGUACCCGGAUAUACCAUUGUAACGUUGACUUUUACGGCAGAGUGAGUUUAUAUUCAUUUUUUCCAAGUUUCAAGGGUUGCGACUACUUUUUAGGAAGAUAAUUUUUCUUGUUUAAUUUUGGGAACUCUCUCAAGUUCGGCCAGAUGAAAAAAAGAUGAAAAUAAUUAUCCCCGCUGUUUUUCAGUUUUAAGUAAGUUCCAGAGCGUUCGAUCCGAAGAGGAUACUUUCGUGAAUAUUUUCGCUGCUUUAUUUCACUUUUUUUCUAGUUCUGGAAUUUUUUUUAUCAAGAGAGGAAAACAUAGAAUAAAAGGUUCCAUUAGGUUUUCAUACCAAACGUUCUCGAACUUUGAUCGCACGAAAAAUGGCUCGACGCUUGCUCCGGCGUCAUAUGAAGCGCAUUAUACAAAAAUUAAAGCCGAACGGAAGCCAUUCCUGCGAAAUGUGUACCAAUUUUUCGCAGACAAUGUGAUUUUUCAGCGAUAUCAAAAAAUGAGCAGCGUGAGGGCUGAAUUUUAAGGAACAUCAUCUAUCUUAGAUUGUUUUAGAACGACUUGAGCGCGCGAUUUUGAAAUGUAUUUGAAAAAUAUGUCAAAUUUUCUAAUCCUUGAUUCAAUCGCAAGGCUUCAGUCCAUUCCUCAUGCGACCAGCGAGUUUUAAAUCGGGAAGAACGAAGAAUCGGCAUUUUUUAAAAUAUCCUUUCUCUGAAUCUAGGUCAACGCCUCUGACUUUGUUGCGAAAUGGAAGCCAGUGAUGACAGUGCGUGAUAUUUUGGAGUACCUGAACGAACUAUUAAUGGAAGGACAUGACUACCGUAAGCUUUAGCCGAGUUUUUCGAAGUAAUUUGAUGUUUUGCAGCCGCCGAGCCUGUGCUCGAGCCAUCGCGCCUCGAACUCUAUCGUCGCAGUCGCAGUGAGUUCGACGAGCUGGCGAGUGCUUGGACCAAAAGAUACGCAACUUAA
Messenger RNA from Caenorhabditis auriculariae, 3386 nucleotides. The record is from the annotation of a GenBank genome assembly. Lineage: Eukaryota; Metazoa; Nematoda; Chromadorea; Rhabditida; Rhabditidae.